AUGUCUUUGAUGUGGGUACUGGUAGCUAGCGGUCUCUAUGCUGAAAUUGCCAUAAUAACCAUUCUUCUCCUACCUUUCAUUUCCUCGAGAGUAUGGAACCGCCUUUUCAAAUCAAAUUUCGUCGCUUGGUUCUCUUCAUACGCCUCGUUUUACUUUAGAGCUUGUGUUGUUGCACUCGGUUUGACAGUGUUUGAGGCGUGGAGACAGGUUAGGGACAAGAGUGAAAUGUAUCAUGAAUACAAGUCCGAUCCCUCCAAUUUUAAAGCUGGUACAGAAGCUCUCUAUUUAAUGAAACUCUUCAGAGCUCAAAGAAAUCUCUAUAUCUCGGGAUUCGCGCUUUUUCUCUGGUUCGUUUUCAACCGUUUGGUAAGACUGAUCGCUGAUCAUGCCCGGGUAACCGCUGCAGGAGAGGCAUCAUUGGCUCAGGCAAAAUCUGCUUCCGAGGCUGCCAGGCGUCUAAUGAAUGAUGCUGCAAAGAAACAUGGAGACAGUGGUGACGCCUCUAAGCAGGAUAACACCGCUCUGCUUACUGAACGGGAUGCUCUAAAGGCCAAACUUGAAGCCGAGUCGAUUGCUCGUAAAUCUGCUGAAAACAAAUUGGACGCUAUUAAGAAACAGGCAGAACAGACUGCAAAGGAGUAUGAUCGUGUUUCUGCUGAGUGCCAAAAACUGCAGCGAGAGUUGACUGCAUUGACUGGUGAUGGAGGAGACAAGAAGAAGGACUAG
Molecule: messenger RNA, 726 nt
Organism: Rodentolepis nana
Lineage: Eukaryota; Metazoa; Platyhelminthes; Cestoda; Cyclophyllidea; Hymenolepididae
Source: the annotation of a GenBank genome assembly